Triticum urartu is the source of this 1247-nucleotide messenger RNA. RefSeq names its product homeobox protein knotted-1-like 4. Gene Ontology annotation, cellular component: nucleus. NCBI's taxonomy places the organism in Eukaryota, Viridiplantae, Streptophyta, Magnoliopsida, Poales, Poaceae. Gene Ontology annotation, biological process: regulation of DNA-templated transcription. The record is from RefSeq and is a predicted model, not a curated record. Gene Ontology annotation, molecular function: DNA binding; DNA-binding transcription factor activity, RNA polymerase II-specific.
AUGGAUCAGUUUCCCCUUCUUCCUAGUGGCUCCAAGGCCAACACCUCCACACCCUUGUACCUCACCUUAGACAACACAACCUCGGGGGCAUCCACCUCACCAGUGCCGGAGCCGGCGCCGGCGCCGCCUGAACCUUCUAGACAAUCCAACCAUGACAGGGGAACGGAUACAGUCAAAGCCAAGAUCAUGUCGCACCCUCUCUAUCCUGCUCUCCUGACAGCCUUCAUAGAGUGCCAGAAGGUCGGAGCCCCGCCGGAGAUUGUCGGCCGGUUGUCCGCCCUAGCCGGCGACCUCGAUUCAGAUCCUGGCGACCGGCGCCAAGACCCGGUGCCUGACCCAGAACUUGAUGAGUUCAUGGAGACCUACUGCGAUGUGCUGGUCAGGUACAAGCAGGAGCUCACGAGACCAGUCCAAGAAGCCGACCAGUUCUUCAGGGCCAUGGAGGCGCAGAUGGAGUCGUUUACGCUAGAUGACCACAGCUACGAAGGGGGCGGUUCCUCCGAAGACGAGCAAGAAAUCGGCGACGUCGGCGGCCUGCCGGAGAUCACGAGCCACUGCGCGGAGGACAAGGAGCUCAAGAGCCACCUCCUGAACAAGUACAGCGGCUACCUGAGCAGCCUCUGGAGGGACCUCUCCAAGAAGAAGAAGAAAGGCAAGCUGCCGAGGGACGCGCGCCAGAAGCUCCUGCACUGGUGGCAGCUGCACUACAGAUGGCCCUACCCCUCGGAGCUGGAGAAGGCGGCGCUGGCGGAGUCGACGGGGCUGGACGCGAAGCAGAUCAACAACUGGUUCAUCAACCAGCGGAAGCGGCACUGGAAGCCCACGCCGCCGGCCAUGGAGUACAUGUCGCAGCAACAGCACCCCUACGGCGGCCCUUCGAGCAGCUCUUCCGCCCCCUUUCGGACGACGGACGGGCAUUACUUCGCCGGAGGAAGCGCGUAUCCUCGUGGCCCCUGAUGCAUACAUGGCAGGACGCCGUAGGUACGUACGUGUACGUUGGUAUAUGAGAUGCACUGUGUGAGUGUGUGGUUUACUGGUGGCGUGUAUACGUACAAAGCUAAAUAUAUACACGGGAGGGAUUUCAAAGGGGGAUUGAGCAGCUCAGCUGAGUGCAGAAAGGCAUUUUCGUGUAAUGGUCAUAUAUAGGGACCGGGAUUUGUCAUUGUAUCCGUCUGUGUUUUGCAUGUUUGUAUAAGCGGCGGUGAACCCAAGGAGUCAAUUCAUGCUUUAUUAUUGAAGAUAGAUAA